This is a messenger RNA of Momordica charantia (bitter melon), 1713 nucleotides long. Its product is annotated as polyol transporter 5. The record is from RefSeq and is a predicted model, not a curated record. Gene Ontology annotation, cellular component: membrane. Gene Ontology annotation, molecular function: transmembrane transporter activity. Gene Ontology annotation, biological process: transmembrane transport. NCBI's taxonomy places the organism in Eukaryota, Viridiplantae, Streptophyta, Magnoliopsida, Cucurbitales, Cucurbitaceae.
UCAGAAAAAGGAACACUGUCACUGCAGAUUUCAGAGCCUCAAUUCCCCAAACCUUCUUUCUUUUACCCUCUCCAAUCGUGUUCAGUUUCAGCUUCAGAUUCCUAUGGCUGAUGGGGAACCCGAAACCCCGCCGGAUUCCGCUCCUCCGACCACCCCCAAAAGGAAUAACUACGCUUUCGUCUGCGCAACCAUGGCUUCCAUGGCCUCCGUCUUACUCGGCUACGAUAUCGGUGUAAUGAGCGGAGCCGUGAUCUUCAUCAAACAAGAUUUCGGAAUCUCCGACGUGAAGGUCGAAAUCCUCGUCGGGAUUAUCAGCCUCUACUCCAUUAUAGGCGCGGCGGCCGCCGGCAGAACUUCCGACUGGAUCGGCCGCCGUUACACCAUGGCUCUUGCCGCCGCCUUCUUCUUCGUCGGAGCCGUUCUCAUGGGCUUGGCUACCAACUAUUCCUUUCUCAUGUUCGGCCGAUUCGUCGCCGGUAUUGGUAUCGGCUACGGCGGCCUCAUUGCUUCCGUCUACACCGCCGAGAUCUCUCCGGCGUCGUCUCGCGGCUGCCUCACCUCCUUCCCGGAGGUUUUCAUCAAUUUCGGGAUAUUGUUGGGAUACGUCUCGAAUUUCGUCUUCUCCAAGCUCCCAACUCACCUGAGCUGGCGCUUUAUGCUCGGAAUCGGCGUAAUCCCAUCGGCGAUCUUAGUCCUCGUUGUUCUAACAAUGCCCGAAUCGCCGCGUUGGCUUGUAAUGCAAGGUCGAAUCGGCGAAGCCAAGCGAGUCCUGGACAGAACCUCCAUCUCCAUUGAAGAAUCUCAGCAAAGACUCGCCGAUAUCAAAAUCGCCGCCGGAAUUUCCCCUGAUUGCACGGACGACGUCGUUCCUGUCCCGAACCGCAGCCGCCACGGCGAGAACGUCUUAAGAGAGCUCUUCCUCCACUCGACGCCGUCCGUCCGCCACAUCUUAAUCGCUGCCGUCGGACUCCAUUUUUUCCAGCAAGCUUCCGGCGUCGACGCCGUCGUUUUGUACAGCCCUAGAAUCUUCGAGAAGGCCGGAAUCACCUCCUACGAUCAUAUAUUACUCGCCACCGUCGCGGUCGGAAUCACCAAAACGGCGUUCAUCUUAGUGGCGACGUUCCUCCUCGAUCGGAUCGGACGGCGGCCUUUGAUCUUAACCAGCGUCGCCGGCAAGACGAUAUCACUCACGAUCUUAGGGUUCAGUCUCACGAUCAUCAAUAACUCGCACGUGGAAGUCACGUGGGCUAUAGUUCUCUGCUUCGCGAUGGUAUUAUCCGACGUGGCGUUUUUCUCGAUCGGGAUGGGGCCCAUGGCGUCAGUUUAUAGCUCUGAGAUUUUUCCGUUGAGGCUACGCGCCCAGGGGGUGAGCGUGGGUAUAAUCGCCAAUAGGAUUACAAGUGGGGUUGUGACAAUGACGUUUUUGUCCCUGUACCAGGCGAUUACUAUUGGCGGCGCGUUCUUCCUCUACGCGGGGAUUGCGGCGGCGGGCUUCGUGUUCUUUUACGUGGUCUUCCCGGAGACGCGUGGUCGAAAUUUGGAGGACGUGGAAGGGCUUUUUGGUAAUUUGCUGUGGAAGUUGAAGAAAGAUAAGAGUAGGAGUAAAAGAAGCAUGAAUGACGUGGAUGGCUCAUCCAUUCAAUUACAGGUUUAGGCGAAAGAUGGAAAUUAUCCAUUAGUCUUUUAAGUUUAAAUUUUAAAUUUUAUAUAUAG